Molecule: messenger RNA, 1660 nt
Organism: Girardinichthys multiradiatus
Lineage: Eukaryota; Metazoa; Chordata; Actinopteri; Cyprinodontiformes; Goodeidae
Product: cleavage and polyadenylation specificity factor subunit 4-like
Exons: 8
Coding region: 292-1089 (265 amino acids)
Molecular function (GO): zinc ion binding; RNA binding
Source: RefSeq, a predicted model, not a curated record
UGGAUCGAUUCAUUUUGUCUGGAUCCGGUGCGCGCCUCCUCUCACGGAAUGAGAAACACUCCGAUAAUAAAUAAAAAAACGAACCACGUUAAUGUUCUCAGUUGUUUUUUAAAUCUACAAACCCCGGCAACGUCGACCGUUUACAGUGAUUAGCUGGUCGGUUACCUUAGCUAACUCUUUUAGCUAGCAGAUUGAUCAGUUACUAGCUAACAGGUUCGAGUUUAGGUUAGCUUAACGGAAAACUAAACGCACAGGCCGUUGGAUUCUUGGUGGCUGCAAACUGAAGCAGACAUGCAGGAGAUACUGGCCAACGUGGACCAUAUCAAGUUUGAUGUGGAGUUUGCUGUGGAGCAGCAGCUAGGAGCACAGCCUCUGCCUUUCCCUGGCAUGGAUAAGUCCGGGUCAGCUGUUUGUGAGUUCUUCAUGAGAGGAGCUUGUAUGAAAGGCGGGAUGUGUCCGUUCCGUCACAUCAGCGGAGAGAAGACAGUGGUGUGUAAACACUGGCUCAGAGGGCUGUGCAAGAAGGGAGACCAGUGCGAGUUUCUCCACGAAUACGACAUGACCAAGAUGCCUGAAUGCUACUUCUACUCAAAAUUUGGGGAGUGUAGCAACAAGGAAUGUCCCUUCCUGCACAUCGAUCCAGAGUCAAAGAUCAAAGACUGUCCGUGGUAUGACCGAGGCUUCUGUAAACAUGGUCCUGACUGCAGACACCGACACACAAGAAGGGUCAUCUGUGUGAAUUACCUGGUGGGCUUCUGUCCUGAAGGAAAAUCCUGUAAAUUUAUGCACCCUCGGUUUGAGCUGCCAAUGGGAACCUCUGAACAGCCUCCUCUGCCACAGCAAGCACAGAACCAGAUCAAGGCUGUGUCUACUGUCAAUCGCUCAUCACACUCUCUCAUCCAGCUGACCAACAUCAGCCCGGUCCAGCGGCCACAGAAUAACAUAAACUCUGCUAUUCAGCAGAACAACAUGACCGUCAACAGAGGGCCUCGACCUCUGGACCAGGUCACCUGCUACAAGUGUGGAGAGAAGGGCCACUAUGCCAACAAAUGUAAUAAGGGUCACCUUGCCUUCCUGAGCGGACAAUAGCCUUCAGCCUCAAGGUCUAAACACCAAUAAGGUUACAGCAGCUGAAGACAGGAGGCCUCUGUUCUCCACAGCCCUAAGACCUCCAGCUUCCUACCAUGGAGGUGCACCACGCAGAAAAACGGACAGCGUGAACGGAAAACCAAACUACUCCCGUUUACUGCCGCGUGGUAAAAUGUGAACACCUAAGAAUGACUUAAGGACAGAAAAGAGUUGUUGCAGAAGAUGAGAGGGCUGACGUGGAAGAAUUAGCUUUUCUUCCUGUACUGGACAAACAACUUGUAAAACAGAGGAAUAAAACAAAUGCAGAUGGUCUUGUUAACAGCAUCCUUAUGAGAGCAUUGCCGUCACUUUAUCACUGUACAUCUCAGGCCAUGUGACAGCACCAACAUUCUGCUGCAAAGUGACAUGUUCAAUAGUAGCAGAGAGACGUCAGAGGCAACCUGAAGCUUUCUGUGGAGGUAUCUGUAUGAAGUCUCGGCAGGACGGAUCAGCCGGGGUUCUUUUGUUCACAGCCAACCCAUGGAGUCUGGAUUUAUUGUCUGAACCAAUAAAUGGCUUUUUUUUGGUCAAA